Vicugna pacos (alpaca) is the source of this 638-nucleotide messenger RNA. Lineage: Eukaryota; Metazoa; Chordata; Mammalia; Artiodactyla; Camelidae. The record is from RefSeq and is a predicted model, not a curated record.
GCGCAGACGCCUGUGUUUGGCGGACAGGCGCCCCGGAGGCUCGGGGUGGACAGCAAUGGUCUGCAGGAGAGCCGAGGCCACGGGGGCUGCCAUGCCUUCCUCCGCCUCAGCGUCCGGCAGCUUCCUGCCGCCGCGUUCCGUGCUUCGGAGGCGGCGGAGGACGAGGAGGACGAGAGCAGCCCCAGCCGGGACGCUGGGGAUGUUCAGCAGCUGCUGUCCGAGGAAGGAGGGCUGAGGAGCCCCGCCCUGACCCAGGUGGGCUGCUUCCUAUCUGGCCUCCCCGGCGAAGAGAGCGCCAAGGCGCUGGAGACAGCCUUUGGCUGCCAAGUGUCAGCAGAGGUCAAGCGGGGGUCCCUGGAGUGCAGGUCAGCGUCCGACGGGAGUAAAGCCUGCUCCUCAGCGGCGGACACGACGGAGGUUUUGUACUGUCUCUGCGAGUCUCAGGACGAGCAGCUCGUGAAGGAUGCAGUGGCCCAGGUCAAGGAGAUUUCUGUUCACUUGACAAGUCCAUCUGAAGUGAUGCGGUCUUCUUUCUGCCUUAAACAUUGUCAGAACUUGGAGAAAGUUUCACUGCAGGUGGACAAGGGGAUAUUCCUGGAGAACGAUGCUGCGCUGAAGCCAGACACUCAGGCUGAGAG